AUGUUGUUUCCCAAGAAAUUGCUGGGUUUGAAAGAUGAACAACCAACGUAUAAUCUGCGAAAGAUUACAUUCAUUUUAGCUAUUGCUGGUUUUACUAUGGGAUCUGAAAUCACGUCAUUGCCUGUAUUUCUAGUUUCACCAAAUUUUGUAAGAUACUUUAACUACCCUUCGCCAUUACAGCAGGGAUUUCUCAUGAGUUCUACCAUUUUUGGUGGGUUUACUGGUUGCAUAUUAUAUGGUAUGAUGACCAAAAAAUUUGGUCGAGUGGGCAUACUUCAAAUGGGAACAAUAAUCUGGUUAUCAGGUAGUCUAUUAGCUACUGGAGUCUUUGAUUUGUGGAUGAUAAUACUCUCUCGGUGGGUGAAAGGGAUAACGAUGGGGAUGUAUUCCAUCUUAUUAGUUGUUUACACAGGAGAACUUUUCCCCAAUGAUAGAAGAGGUAAAAUUAUGGCAAUUAUUCACUUAUCAUCUAGUUCUGCCAUGUUAUUUAUGCAUUACUUAUCCGUAUUCUCCUUAAGUAUCAGGUCGCAUUAUUCAUUUCGACUUGUUUGGGGUAUUGAAACUAUCCCAGCAAUAUUUCUCUAUGUGUUUUCCAUAUGGCUACCUGAAUCACCUCAGUGGUUAACGAUUAAUGGUUCAUAUGCUAAAGCGCAAUUUAUUCAAAAUGAGAUUGCAAUCAAUUAUAAUGAGAAGCACAAGAAUAAUAGGAAGCCGAUUCCAAUUAUGAGUAAAUUAGACUUAGUAGAUCUACAUAGUGAAGAUACGGGGAAAAAAUUGGAAUGGAGACGAGUGCUGAUGUCCAUUAUUUUACAAUUAUUAGUUCAAUUUACUGGAAUUAAUAUAAUAUUAUAUUAUAUCACUUAUCUAUGUGAAAUGAUUGGUAUUCCAGGAAGAAUCAAGUUUUUAACGGCAUCUAUACCAUACUUUAUAAAUAUGGUAGUAUCGAUAUUUCCAAUAACUUUUAUUGAUAAAGUAAGUAGAAAAUUUGUGAUUACAAUUGGAUCAGUUCUAUUAAGUUUGAUUAUGAUUAGUAUUAGUAUAGUAAUGAAGUUUAUGGGACAUGAAGUCGAUCCAAUAAAUGGGAAUGAAUCAUUGAUAUGGAGUGUUAAUAAACAAGGUGGUGGCAUAAUCAUUGGAUUUUGUUUUAUAUUUGUUGCAAUAUUUGCACUGACAUUAUCAUGCAUACCAUGGGUUUAUACCAAUGAAAUUCUUGGUAUUGGUGUGAAGAGUAGAAGGAUGUCAUAUGUUAUGAGUAUCGGUUGGUUGAGUAAUUUUAUAAUAACGUUAUUGGGGCCAAUAAUGAUGACAUAUUUAAAAUGGGCAACAUUCUUAUUAUUUGGUAUUGUGACUUUUUCAAUUAGUGUUCUUAUCUUAAUAAUUUUCCCUGAUACUAGAAAUUUAAGUCGAGAGGAGAUUGAUAAACUGUUUGAUGGUAAAAAGAGUAUCGAUGAUUUAUUUUGUGCUGCUGGCGUUAAUAAUAGUAAAGAGAAAUCGAUCGAGCCUAUUAUACUGUAUCGAGAAGAUGGAGAAGAGAUUUAG
Messenger RNA from Kazachstania africana CBS 2517, 1539 nucleotides. RefSeq lists its product as uncharacterized. The record is from RefSeq and is a predicted model, not a curated record. Lineage: Eukaryota; Fungi; Ascomycota; Saccharomycetes; Saccharomycetales; Saccharomycetaceae. The transcript has a single exon. Gene Ontology annotation, cellular component: membrane. The coding region runs from base 1 to 1539 and encodes 512 amino acids. Gene Ontology annotation, molecular function: carbohydrate:proton symporter activity. Gene Ontology annotation, biological process: transmembrane transport; carbohydrate transport.